AGUACUAUUUGUUUUAUGUACUUUGUCUGAGAUUGAUUUUUCCUGUGGUCAUAGAGUAAAACUAAAAUAAUAUAGGUAAUAAAAUAAAAUUAUAGUGGUGUCCAAAAUUCGAAUAUUUUGUACAAAAUUAUUAAGCUUCAAGGACCAAAAUUAUCAUGGCUAAAAGAUCUAAUCCUUACAGCGAGGAUUACAUACAGCAAAGCAAGACUCACGUUGGACUAAAGCAAUUUAAUAACAAUGAGGAUAGGCUGAAAAAAGUUUAUGAAAAAACAUUGCAGCUGUUGUUUAAGGGAGCAAAGAAAACACUGCAAAAUGAGCUAUUGCAAUGCUCUGAUGUAAGCUCUACUGAGAAGAAAGAUGGCAUGAAGUUUAAGCAACUCUUCAUCAGCAAGAAUGGUGGACUUGUGCAUUCUGGAACUUUGCCCAUAGAGAAGAAUGUUGUGACACAACAUUGUGCCUGCAACAGCCUCGCGGCAGAGAACUGCACCUACUGUGAGAUUGAUCUGUGUGCUGCGUGCCGGCACCAGUGCACAGCGUGCCAGCUGGUACACUGUUCGAAGUGUUCCUUAAUUGGGUCAGAGGGAUCAGAAAUAUGUGUUUCAUGUUACAGUUGAUUUUAUUAGUGGUAGAUUAAUUUACAAAUGUUAAUAAAUGAUAAAGUGAAUAAAUAUUAAGGUCAAAAUGUGAUACUAUAAUUAAUUUUGUACUGUUUUUACUGGCUAAAAGCUGUUUGUUUAAAAUGAAUUUAAAGUAGUUAAGGAUAAAUAAAAAAUGAGUAUUUU
Pararge aegeria (speckled wood butterfly) is the source of this 782-nucleotide messenger RNA. RefSeq names its product apoptosis regulatory protein Siva-like. Gene Ontology annotation, molecular function: CD27 receptor binding. The transcript has 4 exons. Lineage: Eukaryota; Metazoa; Arthropoda; Insecta; Lepidoptera; Nymphalidae. Gene Ontology annotation, biological process: extrinsic apoptotic signaling pathway. The record is from RefSeq and is a predicted model, not a curated record. Bases 156 to 614 code for a protein of 152 amino acids.